Molecule: messenger RNA, 3743 nt
Organism: Beta vulgaris subsp. vulgaris (sugar beet)
Lineage: Eukaryota; Viridiplantae; Streptophyta; Magnoliopsida; Caryophyllales; Amaranthaceae
Product: pterin-4-alpha-carbinolamine dehydratase 2, mitochondrial
Exons: 7
Coding region: 70-633 (187 amino acids)
Biological process (GO): tetrahydrobiopterin biosynthetic process
Cellular component (GO): mitochondrion
Molecular function (GO): 4-alpha-hydroxytetrahydrobiopterin dehydratase activity
Source: RefSeq, a predicted model, not a curated record
UAUGAACUAAUGAAGUAAAAUAGAAACGUGGCUUUCUUCUACAACGUCGAUCUCAAUACUUUACCUUCAAUGUUUCGCAUGCAGAUGCUUCCCCUUCGACUUCUCUCUCUCUCCAAAUUUCAGGCUCAAUCUGCGCCUCUGCUGCGAUUUCUUUCUAUAUCUCAUGGAUGCUCAAGCACCAUAAUCAACGGAAUACCACAGAAUCAUGUGGAACUGUCAACAUCUAGAAUGAGUCAUCAUGAAGUUAAAACCUUUUGUACUAACCCAGACCUGGCGGCAAAGAAAUGUGUGCCUUGUAACUCAAAAGAUCUACGAUCUAUGAAUGAAGAGUUAGCAAAUGAAUUGAUUACAAAGGUUCCUGAUUGGAAUCUGGUCAAUGAAGGAGAUAAACUGAAGCUAACCCGAUCUUGGAAAGUGAAGACAUUUACUAAAGGGCUGGAGUUUUUUCAGGCUAUUGCUAAUGUUGCUGAAGCAGAAGGUCACCAUCCAGAUUUGCAUCUUGUGGGCUGGAACAAUGUGACAGUUGAAAUAUGGACGCAUUCUGCUGGAGGGCUUACAGAAAAUGACUUCAUACUUGCAGCGAAGAUCGACACUCUUGACCUUGCCCACCUUCUAAGGAUUAAGCCUAAGUGAAUGCUAUCGAAACGCCUUUCCAAAAAUUAUUUUGAGUUGGCCCGUAACAUGGGCAAUUGCGUAGCUAAAAGAUGUCUGUCAAUGUUAAAUGUAGUCGGCCCUUGCCCCUUAGGCACUGACUUACGUUUUCUCACUAUACAAGAAGUCACGGACUACACUUUACUUACUAAUAAUUACUGCCUUUAAUAAAAAAAUUAAUUAAUUAAUAUAAUUAUUAUAAAAAAUUAAAUAAUAAUAAUAAUAAUAAAUUAAUUUAUCUGGUUUUUCGGUUAACCGUUUUAUAAAAAAUCAUAAUCGUAACUGUACCAUUUAACCGUUAUUUUUACUAGUUCGGUUUUUUUGUGAACACUCCUAUGUAGUCCUACACAUUUUUAUUUUUACAUAAUUUCAAUUUAGUACAUAUAUGCCAUUAACUAGGAAAUGACAAGACAGUUUCAAUUAUGGGCUGCCGUACUUAGCUCCGACUUCUAAUUAUUUCUCAGGAUUCCAACUUUGGAGUAUAUUAUAUAAAAUUGGUCUAUAGCAUGUAAAAAUCCACAACCACUGCAUCUGCCGCCCCUCCCCCACUCUUGAAAUUCCCUUCCCUGCCACCCCUCCCCCUCAAUUGUCUACAUCCAACACACACUAGCAACCGGCAAAAGCUAGAAGGAUUUUGACAUGAGUGUCGCUUUGGAAAUUUUAGGGAAAUGGAAGCCGACAAUCUUGCCAAAUUUUUUUGUGUCACUUAGAAAUCUAGUAGGCAACAAGAGCUUGGUAAUUAUGGUCCACGAAACCCGGGCACAAUACCGUCCAAAACAUACAAAACACAAUCUCGCCGAAAAUUCCAAAGUCACCUAGAAAUCCAACCACAAUACCUUCAAACACAUAGAAAAGCCAACCAUGUAAGAUUAGUAGGUGUCGGGAUAUCUAGAUCAUCUAGUAUCCCCCACGAAACUCGCCAAAAUGUUCAGGACACUAGGUGCCAAGAGCCCAAUAAUUAUGGUCCAGGGAUCCCGCCAAAAAUUCUAGAUAUAAAUUUCGAAAGUUUGUAAAGUAAAAUUCUAAAAAUUCAAAAUAGAAAUUUCGAAGUUUGGGAAGAGAUGAAGUCAUUUCUAGAGAAAGACACAAAAGGAGAUGAUUGUGUUGAAGGAAAAGUGUAGCAUUACUAAAAAAAAAAAUAAGGGAAGUGCGUGCGGGUUUCGAGGGUGGCAUGCGUGGGAAAAGGAGGGGGUCUCAAAGAUGGCAGGGGAGGGGAGGGGGUUUUAGGGGUGGGAGGAGAGGAGGAGACCGUGUAAUACUCUGUAUUUUCAGUAAGUUAUUAAUUAUAAUUUUUAAAAAGGUUUUACUUUUUAAAUAGGUUUAUUAUUAAUUAUAAAAGUUUUAAAUAGGCUUUGGUUUUUAAAUAAAUUCUAGCCCAAAUGAUAUAUUGGGUUUAAGUUUACAAAUUAUAAUCCAAGUAGUUAGUUUAGUAGUUGAAGAUAUUUCUUAAAAGAAAAAUCAAAAAAGAUUUUUUUUAAAAAAGGAAAAAGAUUUAAAGAAAUUUCAAAAAAAAAAAAAAAAACAAUGGCUGGCGCAUGGCUCACGGCCUUUGAGUCCAAGAUUUUACUUAUAAGGUUACUUUUAGUUAUUUUUCUUAUCUUUUAGUUAUUUUACUUUAUAUAAUUAUGUAUUAUGAGAUAAUUUAUAUCUUUUCCUAAUCUUAGUUGUAUAAUCGUAAAUAUUAGUUAAAUCUUAACUAUAUUAGUUUAUCCUUUUCCCUCAUCUUUUAGUUUCCUAGUCCUAUUUCGAUUCUACCUUUCCAACUAGUAUAAAUAGGGGUCUGUACCCAUCCUAUUUUUCACACUAAAUUUGAGAAAUAAAUCUCUAUUCUCAAGUUUAAACUCUCUCUCCCUCUUAGCCUACCUUUCUCUUCUUCAUAAUAGUUAUUAACUUUCAAGGUACGUGUAUUUGUAGAUCUUUAAUAAUUGUUUUGCAAGUGUAGUAUCAUGUUUUAGGAAAAUAUUUUUGAUUAAAAUCUAUGUUUUUAUGAGUUUUAUUAUGAACUGCAUCUGUUUAUAUGAACAUGUUUAAAUGUUUACAAAUUUUAUUUAUGAACUUUGAAUUAUGUCUUUCAUUUAAUAUAUAUUUAUAAAGUUUGAUCUUUGAAUUUGUAUUCAAAUAUUUUAGAAGGAGUUUGAUCUUUUAAUUCAUGUUUAAAUAUUUAAAAACGAGUGUUUUUGAAUUAUUAUUAUUUUUCAAAGGUUAACCCUUGACCAAGUUAUUUUAUUUAUGCUUUUAUAUGACUAAGUUUUAAGAAUUAUUAUUCUUUUUAAAGGAGGAUUAUUUUAGAAGGAUUUUUAUUAGUUAUAUGAUCUUUUAUGAUCACAAUUAUAAAGAGGCAACGACUUGUUAUUUAUUAGCAAGAACGAUAGCCAUUAGAUUAUUUAUCCAUGUACUUUUUGUAUAAGUCAUGUGGACAAGGUAGCAACCCCUCGUAAUUGACUCAGUAUCAAUACUAAACUUGGGGGGUGUGCACACUUUAGGCAAGGUACCUAGGUAAGGAAAAAAGAUUUUUAUUAAAGUUAUAUACUUUAUGUUAUACAAGUAUUAUCAAAUAUCCAGAAAGGUUUUUCGAAAUUAAAUAUUUCCUCCGUUUUUUUUAGAUGUUACACUUUUUAUUUUAGGAAGCUUUAAAUUAGAUGUUACACUUUUAUUUUGGGUAAUAACUUCUCUCUAUCUCUCUCCUAUCACAUGUUCACAUGGGACCCUUUUGUUUUUCAUUCUCUCUAUCUCUCUCCUCUCCAAAAAUUACCUAGGAGUCCGUGAUUUGAAAAGUGUAACAUCUAAUAAAAAACGGAGGAAAUAUUUAAAAUGUUAAGUUAAAUAAAGUGUUUCAUAUUCCGAAUAUACAUGUACUCUGUAUUUUUACUGGCACGCUUUUGUUUUGUUUUGUUUUGUUUUACGGCUUUGUCCCUGUGAUGACCCUAUUUUGACGAGCAGAAUUUACAGGUUGAUAUGAUGCAUACUUCAUAUUGGGGAGCUAGUGAGGAAUCAUAAUUAGUUAAUGAGUUGUUAUUUUAUCUUCUUUAUUUCCAUUAUUGUUAUAGUUGUACAAUAAAGUUUAUAUUAAUAAAGAGAAGUUAUUUAAGUUA